AUGACGCCUCGCAGUCAAGCGUCGGUGUCCGACAUCGCCGAGUCCUCGGGCUCCGUCCCGACCUCUUCGUUGCGAUCGAGACCGUCGCAACACAGGCUUGAAGACUCAUCCCAGCCGGUUUCCACCACAACAGAGGAUCCCGACCUCAUUUCGGCUAGCCACUCUGCUACAAGUAGAAAGCGGCCGCCUGCUGACACGUCGACAGCCGAUAGCGAAACUCGUUCAGGUCCUUCCAAGGCCUCCAAGGGCAAAGCAAAGUUUAUCCCCAACCGUGUCAAGCGGUAUCAUGAACGAUCGCUCGCAGGUUGCUUAACCUGUCGAAAGCGUCGCGUCAAGUGUGAUGAAGCCAAGCCCAUCUGUCGCAGGUGUGCUUGCGGCGACCGCGACUGCAUCUAUCCCGACAUGUCGCCCGCCUCGGCGACUGACCCCUCGAACGACACAACGAUGCGUAAAGCCGAAUACACCACGCUGCCCGGACUUCAAGUGUCGUCUCUUGUUCACGAUAACCGAUCCCCUCCGCUGGCCGACAGCAGUGCCGACUUUCUCUUCUCCCCGCCAGCCGGUGUCGGGCCCGCAUCAUCGUUGCAUCAUCCCCAAGCGUAUGCAUCGCGCUCACCGCAAUCAUCGUUUGAUCAAGGUAGCCCGCUAUCUCCAAUGUCGCAUCGCAAUGGCCGUGCUCGAGCUUCCACCAGCGCCCACAAUGACCGUUACCGCAUCCAUCCCGACCCCGAACGGCAAUCAGACCCGCACAAGCAAGCUAGAUCCGACUACGACCAUCACAGACCGCACACAUAUACCCAAUCGCCUCAUCCACGCCCAUUCGGUUCUUCGUCCAUCGACAUGUCCAAGGUCAAAUUGCCCGAGCUACCUGCCGGAUUUGGAUUCGGUCAUCUCGACGCCUACUUUCCGACGUACGAGCAACAGUGCCUCUUUCGUCAUUACAUCCUCGAGGUCGCGCCUCAACUCUGCGUAAUACAGAUUCCUCUGCCAGACAAUCGCUGGAUCAGAUACCAUGCCACCUUUGCUGUCCGUCACCCACAUGGGACCAACGGCUACGAAGAUGCGCUGCGAUCCGCCCUGCUCAGCAUGGCGAGCCUCGAUAUCGGUCACAAGCUUUCCCAAGCCCCCAUUCCAGACCUCUUUCCUUCAACCGCCUCGCGAGAGGAUGCUAUGUCGUCCAGGUCCGACAAGCUUGCAGGUCAGGUCAGAGGCCUAUCUGGCCCGUCGUCUUACAGCUCCACGAUGCAACACGCCGAGUACCCACACCGUGGAGCUUUUGCUCCUAAUGGUUCGGCCGAGGCAAACUCUAAGAGCAUCAUGUCCAACGUCUUGCUCGAGCUGAGCAAUCUGCGACGUGAAGAAAGUCUGCGCCUUUUGCGCUCCACGCUCAAGGAGAGACGCGCACCCCUCGACCGUAGCGAUGCCGCCAUCAUGCUUGCUACCGUGCUUGGCCUGGCCACGCGUGAUAGGCUGGCAGCACAGCAAGACUGGCAGGAUGCGCUUCACAUUGCAUCGAAGGCCAUCGCCGAGCUCGGCGGACCGGCUGCGUUCGUGGACCCGUCCGACCCGUCGAGCCUCUUCCUCAUCGAGCAGAUCGCCUGCUUCGAUGCUCUAAGCUCGCUGACCUCCGACGACUACACGCUCUUUCUGCAGCCAUGGGACGACUGGUGGUACGCACUCAUGGACUCGCCCAGGAGCAUCAAGGAGGACAGCGUUCUUCAGACCUUUGGACUCCAUCGAGGCAUGAUCGACAUGCUCGCACGCAUGACACGUGUAGAAGCGACACGACGCGAGCUGCAGCAGCGCACCAGCGUCACCAUCAUACUGUCCGAGGCUGUUGGCGCCGGGUCUCCACCUGCACUACCCCCAGAAUACGACGAGACUCGACUCUGGUUGGAGUCGACGGCGCGUGCGCUGGUCGCAGAGAUACCCAUUUGGGCCAAGAUGCAAGUCCCUGCAGAGGCAACUCGAACGCUGCAGACGCUAUUGCCGGUCAUUAUGAACCAUCUUUACGUAGCCGCAGCCGAGCUGUACAUUCAUUCGGUCAUCUUUUCCAAACCUGCAGAUCAUCCAUGCUUUGCCGAACCCACAGCCGUCGUGCUCGACCGUACCGAAGAGGCGAUUCAGGCCGGCAUCACCAAAGGUCUGGUGCUUCCACUGUCGUUUGCAGCCUUCUCGGCGCGACAUCACGACCGGGAUCGGAUUCGGGCCAUGCUCAACGAGCUGCGUCCGUACUACAAGUUCGACCUAGAGCGCAUGGAAAAGCUCAAUGAGCACCUCUGGAGCUUGGUUGACAUACGGGCAAGAAGAACGAAAGCUUCCAGCUCACCGUUCUCCGACACCCGAGUCCCCGCAAAGGAUUACUAUAAGGUGCUUGGGGUGGACAAGUCCGCCUCGGAUCGUGACAUCAAGCGUGCUUACCGAAAGCGGGCCCAAAAGGUCCAUCCGGACAAACACCCGGACAAGCACGCGGAGUUCCUCGAGCUCAGCGAUGCCUACCAAACACUCAGCGAUGCCGAGAUGCGCAAGAUCUACGACAGGUACGGCGUGGAUGGCGUCAAAAAGCACCAAGCGCGGAAGGACAAUCCACAUCAGUAUGCGCAAGAUCCGUUCGACAUCUUCUCACGCUUCUUCGGUGGGGGCGGCGGUGGAGGCGGCGGGGCGCGCAAGGGUCCGAGCAAGGCGUUCAAUGUCGACGUUGACGUGGAAGACUUCUACAAAGGAAAGACGUUCACACUAGAGUACCAGAGGAACGUCGUCUGCUCACACUGCGAUGGAAGCGGCGCCGAGUCGCCCGGAGAUAUCCACACGUGUGAUGCGUGCGAUGGCAGGGGUGUACGCAUCGUGAGGCAGCAAAUCAUGCCUGGCUUUAUCACAAAUGCGCAGAUGACCUGCGAUCGCUGUGGAGGCGCUGGCUCGGUAAUAAAGCAUCGCUGUUCCAAAUGUCAUGGACAGAAGAUCGUUCAGGAGAUUGCUUCGGUCGAGGUCGAUCUCGAGAGGGGCGCGAGCGAGGGAGUCGAGGUGGUGAUCGAAGGAGAGGCGGACGAAGCCCCGGAUCACGAGGCCGGCGAUGUGAUCGUCAAAGUGAGCGCCCGGAGAUCAAAAGGUCAAUUUCGACGCGGCGGUACAUCGCUUUACAAGACGAUUCCCAUCUCGCUUUCGGAGGCUUUGCUUGGCUUCGAACGCAAUCUCACGCACAUGGACGGACGCACGGUGACCGUUCAGCGCGACGGUGUCACGCAGCCAGGGUUUGUGUCUGUCAUUGACAACGAAGGCAUGCCCGUGCAUGGUACUAUGGUGUCGGACGCACCAGAAGCAGACACACGCGCUGGCCGCGACAUGCUAUUCGGAAAGUUGUAUCUCGAAUGGCAGCUGGUACUGCCCGAGACGGUCGACCCGGCAUUACAUCAAGCGUCGGUGAAUUUUGAGAAACGGUUCGGAGAGGGCCGACUUGCCGCGAUCCGCACUUUUUAA
Pseudozyma hubeiensis SY62 is the source of this 3474-nucleotide messenger RNA. Its product is annotated as chaperone regulator. Gene Ontology annotation, cellular component: cytoplasm. The coding region runs from base 1 to 3474 and encodes 1157 amino acids. NCBI's taxonomy places the organism in Eukaryota, Fungi, Basidiomycota, Ustilaginomycetes, Ustilaginales, Ustilaginaceae. Gene Ontology annotation, molecular function: Hsp70 protein binding; DNA-binding transcription factor activity, RNA polymerase II-specific; zinc ion binding. The transcript has 6 exons. Gene Ontology annotation, biological process: protein refolding; regulation of DNA-templated transcription. The record is from RefSeq and is a predicted model, not a curated record.